This is a messenger RNA of Mangifera indica (mango), 3903 nucleotides long. Its product is annotated as spliceosome-associated protein 130 A-like. The record is from RefSeq and is a predicted model, not a curated record. Gene Ontology annotation, biological process: mRNA splicing, via spliceosome. NCBI's taxonomy places the organism in Eukaryota, Viridiplantae, Streptophyta, Magnoliopsida, Sapindales, Anacardiaceae. Gene Ontology annotation, cellular component: nucleus; U2 snRNP. Gene Ontology annotation, molecular function: protein binding; U2 snRNA binding.
GACAUUUUCAUUUUCUUUCAUUUUUCCCCGUUCCUCUUCCUCCUUUUCAAAACCCUAACUCCUAUUCUUCCCACCAUUUUCCUCUCACAACCCUAACCCUAAUUCUAACCGCCAUGUAUCUCUACAGUCUGACUCUCCAACAAUCCACAGGCAUACUCUGCGCAAUCAAUGGAAACUUUUCGGGAACCAAAACCCCCGAAAUCGUCGUAGCACGUGGCAAAAUCCUCGAGCUUCUCCGCCCCGAAAGUUCCGGCAAAAUCGAAAGUGUUCUUUCCACUGAAAUUUUUGGUGCCAUUCGCUCCCUCGCUCAGUUCCGUCUCACCGGCUCUCAGAAGGACUACAUCGUUGUCGGGUCAGAUUCGGGUCGGAUCGUUAUUCUUGAGUACAAUCCUUCUCGAAAUGCCUUCGAUAAAAUCCACCAAGAAACUUUCGGUAAAUCAGGUUGUCGCCGGAUCGUUCCGGGUCAGUAUUUGGCUAUUGACCCAAAAGGUCGUGCCGUUAUGAUUGGUGCUUGUGAGAAGCAAAAAUUAGUUUAUGUUUUGAAUAGAGAUACUGCUGCUAGAUUAACUAUUUCGUCUCCAUUAGAAGCUCAUAAAUCUCACACUAUUGUUUAUUCUAUAUGUGGUGUUGAUUGUGGAUUCGACAACCCAAUCUUUGCGGCAAUUGAGUUGGAUUACUCUGAGGCUGACCAGGAUUCAACUGGUCAAGCAGCUAGCGAGGCACAAAAGCAAUUGACAUUUUAUGAAUUAGAUUUAGGGCUUAAUCAUGUCUCGCGAAAAUGGUCAGAACCGGUUGAUAAUGGAGCGAAUAUGUUAGUUACAGUGCCUGGAGGAGGGGAUGGGCCUAGUGGGGUUUUAGUUUGUGCUGAGAAUUUUGUGAUUUAUAAGAAUCAGGGUCAUCCAGAUGUUAGGGCUGUAAUUCCUAGGCGAGUUGAUUUGCCAGCUGAGCGUGGAGUUUUGAUAGUUUCAGCUGCCACGCAUAGGCAGAAAUUAUUGUUUUUCUUUUUGUUGCAGACAGAGUAUGGAGACAUAUUUAAGGUUACUUUAGAACAUGAUAAUGAGCAUGUUCGUGAAUUAAAGAUCAAGUAUUUUGAUACUAUUCCUGUGACCGCAUCCAUGUGUGUGUUGAAAUCGGGGUUUUUGUUUACUGCUUCAGAGUUUGGCAACCAUGCUUUGUAUCAGUUUCAGGCAAUAGGGGAUGGCCCUGAUGUGGAAGCCUCCUCAGCCACAUUGAUGGAGACUGAAGAAGGAUUUCAACCUGUGUUUUUUCAGCCUAGAGGGCUCAAGAAUCUUGUUAGGAUUGAACAAGUUGAGAGUUUGAUGCCAAUUAUGGAUAUGAAGAUUUCAAAUUUGUUCGAGGAGGAAGCACCUCAGAUUUUUACUUUAUGUGGGCGUGGUCCUCGUUCGUCACUUAGGAUAUUGAGGCCAGGUCUGGCUGUUAGUGAGAUGGCUGUGUCACAGCUCCCUGGUGUCCCUAGUGCUGUUUGGACUGUGAAAAAGAAUGCAAAUGAUGAGUUUGAUGCAUACAUUGUUGUUUCUUUUAACAAUGCAACUCUUGUGCUUUCAAUUGGUGAAACUGUUGAAGAAGUUAGUGAUAGUGGGUUUCUGGAUACUACCCCCUCACUUGCUGUUUCUUUAAUUGGUGAUGAUUCUCUAAUGCAAGUUCAUCCCAGUGGCAUUAGGCAUAUAAGGGAAGAUGGGCGUAUUAAUGAGUGGAGAACACCUGGAAAGAGGACGAUUGUUAAGGUUGGCUCCAAUAGACUUCAAGUGGUCAUUGCUCUAAGUGGAGGUGAGCUCAUUUACUUUGAGGUGGAUAUGACUGGACAACUGAUGGAAGUGGAGAAGCAUGAAAUGUCUGGAGAUGUGGCUUGUUUGGACAUUGCCCCAGUUCCAGAAGGAAGGCAGAGAUCCCGAUUUCUUGCAGUUGGUUCAUAUGACAACACAGUCCGUAUCUUAUCAUUGGAUCCUGAUGACUGCAUGCAGAUUCUUAGUGUCCAAAGUGUGUCAUCACCUCCCGAAUCUCUCCUUUUUCUCGAAGUUCAGGCAUCAGUUGGUGGGGAGGAUGGUGCUGAUCACCCAGCUAGUCUUUUCCUCAACGCAGGUUUGCAGAAUGGGGUUCUGUUCAGAACAGUGGUUGAUAUGGUGACUGGUCAGCUUUCGGAUUCCCGUUCCAGGUUCUUGGGGCUGAGACCGCCAAAGCUCUUUUCUGUUGUUGUGGGAGGCCGCACUGCAAUGCUUUGUUUGUCCAGUCGACCCUGGCUUGGCUAUAUUCACCGAGGACGUUUCCUUUUGACACCUCUUUCCUAUGAGACUCUUGAAUAUGCUGCUUCGUUUUCAUCUGAUCAGUGUGUGGAAGGUGUUGUUUCUGUUGCAGGGAAUGCGCUGAGGGUUUUUACCAUUGAGAAACUUGGAGAAACUUUUAAUGAAACUGCUAUUCCCUUAAGGUAUACCCCCAGAAAGUUUGUUCUUCAACCUAAGAGGAGAUUGCUAGUAAUUAUUGAGAGUGAUCAAGGAGCAUUCACUGCAGAAGAGCGAGAAGCUGCAAAGAAAGAAUGCUUUGAGACCACUGGAACGGCAGAAAAUGGAAAUGGUAAUGUGGAUCAGAUGGAAAAUGGUGAUGAUGAGAAUAAAGAUGAUCCCCUCUCUGAUGAGCAGUAUGGUUAUCAGGCAGAGGCAGACAAAUGGGUUUCCUGCAUCAGAGUUCUUGACCCUCGCACAGGCAACACAACUUGUCUUCUGGAGCUUCAGGACAGUGAAGCUGCCUUCAGUGUAUGCACUGUCAAUUUUCAUGAUAAGGAGUAUGGAACUCUUUUAGCAGUUGGUACAGCCAAAGGACUGCAGUUUUGGCCCAAAAGAAGCAUAGUUGCAGGAUACAUUCAUAUUUAUCGGUUCUUGGAAGAUGGGAAAACCCUUGAACUUUUGCACAAGACACAAGUGGAAGGUGUUCCACUUGCUUUAUGCCAGUUUCAGGGAAGAUUACUUGCUGGAAUAGGUAAUGUUCUCAGAUUGUAUGACUUGGGGAAGAAGAGGUUGCUUAGAAAAUGUGAGAAUAAGCUGUUCCCUAACUCUAUAGUUUCUGUACAUACCUAUCGUGAUCGAAUCUAUGUUGGUGAUAUUCAAGAGUCGUUCCAUUUCUGCAAGUAUAGACGGGAUGAAAAUCAACUUUAUAUAUUUGCUGAUGAUUGUGUUCCAAGAUGGGUUACAGCAUCACACCACAUAGAUUUUGACACUGUGGCUGGUGCGGACAAGUUUGGGAAUGUCUAUUUUGUGCGACUGCCGCAGGAUGUUUCAGAUGAGAUAGAAGAGGAUCCAACUGGUGGGAAGAUAAAAUGGGAACAGGGUAAACUGAAUGGAGCUCCCAACAAAGUAGAGGAGAUAGUACAGUUCCAUGUGGGUGAUGUAGUCACAUCCAUGCAGAAGGCAUCUCUCGUUCCAGGUGGUGGGGAGUGCAUCAUUUAUGGGACUGUUAUGGGUAGCUUAGGAGCAUUGCUUGCAUUCACUUCUCGAGAUGAUGUUGACUUCUUUUCUCACCUGGAGAUGCAUAUGAGGCAAGAACACCCACCAUUGUGUGGACGAGAUCACAUGACUUUUAGAUCUGCAUAUUUUCCUGUGAAGGAUGUAAUUGAUGGAGAUCUAUGUGAACAGUUCCCUACGCUGCCACUGGAUUUGCAAAGAAAAAUUGCUGAUGAAUUGGAUAGGACUCCCGGGGAGAUCCUUAAGAAACUUGAAGAAAUUAGAAACAGGAUCGUUUAAGAAAGUAGCUCGUGGUUGUUGCCACUUUGUUGUUAUUUCGCUUAUAUGUUGUAUAUAUGGAUAGGAGAUAACAUUGGAUAUUUCUCAUUUCUUUCUGUAUGACUACCCUUUAAUGAGUACCAAAUAUUAUUAAAAUUUUCUCUUGAAUUCA